This is a messenger RNA of Eruca vesicaria subsp. sativa (arugula), 1408 nucleotides long. The record is from the annotation of a GenBank genome assembly. Lineage: Eukaryota; Viridiplantae; Streptophyta; Magnoliopsida; Brassicales; Brassicaceae.
AAUCUCUCUCCCCCUCUGUCUCUAUUGAUUUCGUCGUCGGAUUAAAGCUCAAUCGCCGCCUAAACUCCGGCGACACUCGUUUGAUUGAAGAGAUUCGCGGAGGUGAGGAGGUAAAGCGAGAGAUGGAUGAUAAUAGAGGAGGUUCGUUCGUUGCCGUGAGGCGGAUUUCACAAGGUUUUGAACGAGGAAACGUUUACCAUUCUUCUUCUUCCUCUGCUGAGGUUGUGGCUGGAUCAGCAGCAUGGUUAGGCCGUGGCCUUUCUUGUGUUUGUGUUCAGGGAAGUCAUGGUGAUGCCCGUCCUUCCUUUGAUCUAACACCUGCUCAGGAGGAAUGUUUACUUAAGUUGCAGAGUCGCAUUGAUGUAGCUUAUGACAGCUCAAUACAUCAGCAUCAGGAAGCUCUGAAGGAUCUUUGGAAACUUGCCUUUCCUGAAGAAGAGCUGCACGGGAUUGUAUCUGAGCAGUGGAAGGAGAUGGGCUGGCAGGGAAAAGAUCCAUCAACAGAUUUUAGGGGUGGUGGUUUCAUAUCUCUGGAAAACUUGCUCUACUUCGCUAAGAGAUUCCCGAAAUGCUUCCAGGACCUUCUGCGGAAGCAGGUUGGUGAUCGUUCUGUGUGGGAAUACCCGUUUGCUGUUGCUGGCAUCAAUAUUACGUUCAUGCUUAUCCAGAUGCUUGGCCUUGAAGCAGUGAAGCCACAGAGUAUUGUUGGCGAAACAUUUUUGAGAUUCCUUUCGGUGAAUGAGGCUGCGUUUGACAUUCUUUAUUGCAUUGCCUUCAAGCUAAUGGAUCAGCAAUGGCUCUCCAUGCAUGCUUCCUACAUGGAGUUUAACACGGUAAUGAAAUCGACAAGGCGGCAACUGGAGAGAGAGGUAAUGGUUAAAGACAUAACAUGUAUUGAAGAUAUGCCAUCAUACAGCCUUCUCAGCCAAUAGCAAUCAGCUUAUGGAAGACUACUUCGGAAGUAUAAAGAUCUAACACCUCAAGAAAAAACUCUAUAUCAAAAGCCGAAAACAGAGCAAACAAGCAAAAAAAGAAGAAAAGGUCUCUCUCUCCCUCUCUUACAUUGGGUUGUUAUUUGAAGUUGAGGUUUUGUUUCGUAUGGGAUUAGUGUUUCUAACUAUUGGUGCUUUGUAUAAACGUUGUUCGUUUAGUUUUUUGGGCUAAUAAUAUAAUCAUUUGGCUAUAAUAUUUUCUGGGCUGAUGUAUAAACAAACCAAAAUGAAUAUAAUUUUGUGAUAUACUCAAUAACCAUGUAGAACAAGAUUAUAAUGGUGUCUGACGAUGUUCAGUUCCAAAAUGAAAAUAACAAGAAGGAAAAAAUUAUUGAAAGAACAGAGUUCAUGACACCGUACAUCAAUAACAUGGUGAUUAAAACGUAGUAGUGGUUGACAGCAGGUGAUUAAAACGU